This is a messenger RNA of Pseudogymnoascus verrucosus, 1832 nucleotides long. It is a transcript of the gene CCT6, whose product is annotated as Subunit of the cytosolic chaperonin Cct ring complex. Gene Ontology annotation, molecular function: ATP hydrolysis activity; ATP binding; ATP-dependent protein folding chaperone. NCBI's taxonomy places the organism in Eukaryota, Fungi, Ascomycota, Leotiomycetes, Thelebolales, Thelebolaceae. The transcript is spliced from 6 exons. Gene Ontology annotation, cellular component: chaperonin-containing T-complex. Gene Ontology annotation, biological process: protein folding. Bases 83 to 1708 code for a protein of 541 amino acids. The record is from RefSeq and is a predicted model, not a curated record.
AGCUGAAAGCAGCUCUUAUCAGCCACACAAAACAGGACAUCUGCCUCGAUAUAAAUUUUAGAACUCUGCUCCGACCAUCAAGAUGUCCGCAGCACAGCUUCUGAACCCCAAGGCGGAGUCGAGACGGAGAGGAGAAGCUCUUAAGGUCAACAUUAAUGCUGGUGAGGGACUGCAAGAUGUUUUAAAGUCGAACUUGGGUCCCACGGGGACAAUAAAGAUGCUGGUUGACGGUGCCGGUGGAAUUAAACUCACAAAAGAUGGCAACGUUCUCCUCCGUGAGAUGCAGAUCCAAAACCCUACAGCAGUUAUGAUCGCCAGAGCAGCGACCGCUCAAGAUGAUAUCUGUGGAGAUGGCACGACCUCAGUUGUAUUAUUAGUGGGAGAGCUUUUGAAGCAGGCCGACAGACACAUCUCGGAAGGACUACACCCCAGGGUUAUCACCGAUGGUUUCGAGAUUGCGAAGAACGAGGCGCUUAAGUUCCUGGACGGAUUCAAGCUCGAGAGAGAAGUCGACCGCGAAUUACUCCUUUCCGUUGCACGCACUUCCCUGUCAACCAAGCUCAACUCCACCCUCGCCAACAAGCUUACCCCAGAUAUCGUCGAUGCUGUCCUUGCCAUCUACCAGGCACCGGCAAAGCCCGAUUUACAUAUGGUUGAGAUCAUGAAGAUGCAGCAUCGUACUGCCUCUGAGACGCAACUGAUCCGUGGACUGGCUUUGGAUCACGGUGCACGCCACCCUGAUAUGCAGAAGCAUGUCGAGAACGCCUUUAUUCUAUCGUUGAAUGUCAGCUUAGAAUAUGAGAAGUCCGAGAUCAACUCCAGCUUCUACUACUCCAGUGCCGAGCAGAGGGAUAAGCUCGUCGAGAGCGAGAGGCGUUUCGUGGAUGAGAAGCUUCGCAAGAUUGUUGGGCUUAAGAAGGAGGUUUGCGGCGACGACCCGAAGAAGGGCUUCGUCAUUAUCAACCAAAAGGGUAUCGACCCUCUCUCCCUCGACGUUCUCGUCAAGAACGGCAUCUUCGCCCUCCGCAGAGCCAAGCGCAGAAACAUGGAGAGGCUUCAACUUAUCUGUGGCGGUAUUGCACAGAACAGUGUUGAUGACCUUUCCCCUGAAGUUUUGGGCUGGGCAGGCCGUGUCUACGAGCACCAGCUUGGUGAGGAGAAGUACACAUUCAUUGAUGAGGUCAAGGACCCGAAGUCCGUCACCCUCCUCAUCAAGGGACCCAACCAACAUACUAUCACCCAAAUUUCGGAUGCCGUGCGCGACGGUCUUCGCAGUGUUUAUAACAUGAUCGUGGAUAAGAGCGUUGUCCCUGGUGCCGGAGCUUUCCAGGUUGCAUGUGCCGCACAUCUUAACAGCGAUGCGUUCCGCAAGACAGUUAAGGGCAAGGCCAAGUGGGGUGUCCAGGCUUUCGCCGAUGCGCUGUUGAUCAUUCCCAAGACUCUGGCUGCCAACUCUGGUCACGAUGUCCAGGAUUCCCUGGUUGGCCUCCAAGAGGAGUACUCCGACGGAAACAUUGCCGGUCUCGACCUAUCAUCUGGUGAGCCGAUGGAUCCAAUUCUGGAGGGUGUAUACGAUUCAUUCCGUGUGUUGAGAAACUCGGUGGCAAGCAGCUCUGGUAUCGCAUCGAAUCUGUUGUUGUGUGACGAGAUGUUGAAGGCUAGGCAGAUGGGCAGGCAGGGAGGUCCUGGUCCGGGAAUGGAUGAGUAAGAAGAGUUUGGCAUUGUCAUGAGGCGUUCAAGAAUACGAUAAAAACUCAUAGAUCUUAAUAGCGACCUCAAAAUGAUGUACAAUACAAUAGCAAGAUUGUAGAAUAUGAAACAUCUUGUAAAUG